Nanorana parkeri is the source of this 1039-nucleotide messenger RNA. It is a transcript of the gene HSDL1, whose product is annotated as hydroxysteroid dehydrogenase like 1. The coding region runs from base 59 to 1015 and encodes 318 amino acids. The record is from RefSeq and is a predicted model, not a curated record. NCBI's taxonomy places the organism in Eukaryota, Metazoa, Chordata, Amphibia, Anura, Dicroglossidae. The transcript is spliced from 4 exons.
AAACUUUAUAAAUGGACUUUUACUACUUCUCUUUCUUCUUUCAGGUUGUCGAGUCUUAAUGGCAGCUGUAGACAGCUUUCCUCUUUUAUAUGAAGAGGUGGCAAGGUGUUGUCUCAACUACUUUGAGUUUCUGGCGGUGGUGGGAGCUCUGUACACAGCAAGGAAAGGCAUCAGCAUUUUGCACAAGUGUUACAGUAUUGUUAGUCUACAUGUCACUCCACAUAUCUACAGACGGAGAGACCUGGUCAAGCAGUAUGGAGAGUGGGCAGUUGUCACUGAAGCCACUGAUCUCAUUGGAAGGGCAUAUGCAGAAGAGCUGGCGAGGCGUGGUCUGAAUAUUAUCCUGAUCUGCAGUAACAAAGAGGAGCUACACAAUAUCUCAGAGGCCAUAUCUGGAACAUAUGGUGUUAACACCAAUCCUAUUCAUGCUGAUCUCAGCAAGGGCCACGAAGCAUACCUUUCCAUUAAGAAGGUUCUGAGUGAUUUGAAUGUGGGCAUUUUGGUUAACAAUGCCAUGGUGUUGUGUGAAUAUCCCCAAUGUAUUAUGGAUAUUCCAGAGGAUAAAUUAUGGGACAUCAUCAAUGUCAAUGUUGCUGCAGCUGUCAUGAUGGUGCGUAUAGUGGUCCCGGGCAUGGUUCAGAGGCAGAGAGGAGCCAUUGUCAAUGUCUCUCCUGGAACUGGAUCUCGAUAUAGAGAUGUUACACAGAUAGCUGCAUCCAAGGUCUUCUUGGACAAAUUCAGCAAAGAGCUUCAGAGUGAGUUUCGGUCCAGUGGAAUAUUUGUGCAGUUGCUAACUCCUUUGUGUGUGGCAGACAAACAUGAGCCAUCUGCUGGGAUUUUACGUAAGCUGGCGUUUUUUAUCCCAUCAUCCGAUGUUUAUGCACGACAUGCUGUAAGAACACUGGGAGUCUCUUCCUGGACCACCGGAUACUGGGCCCACUCCUUGCAGCUUUUUGCAUUCCGAUGGGUACCUGGCUGGAUGUGCACAUCAGUAGGAAGAGUUAUUCACCACUGAAGAUACAAAGCAACUUUAUUACUG